Kwoniella shivajii is the source of this 2784-nucleotide messenger RNA. RefSeq lists its product as uncharacterized. Gene Ontology annotation, molecular function: zinc ion binding; DNA-binding transcription factor activity, RNA polymerase II-specific; DNA binding. NCBI's taxonomy places the organism in Eukaryota, Fungi, Basidiomycota, Tremellomycetes, Tremellales, Cryptococcaceae. Gene Ontology annotation, biological process: DNA-templated transcription; regulation of DNA-templated transcription. The record is from RefSeq and is a predicted model, not a curated record. The coding region runs from base 1 to 2784 and encodes 927 amino acids. The transcript is spliced from 16 exons.
AUGAACGAGACGAUGAGACCACCUCCAUUACCUCUACCCAAACCCAUCAACAACGAAGGAAGUAGUAAAACCCCCGCUGGAGUUGUGAAGCAGGUGAAUGGAGCCAAGCUAGACAAAGAGAAAACUGGAAGACAGAGUUUCAGCUGCGCAGAAUGUAGAAGACUCAAGCUGAAAUGCUCAAGAGAGUGGCCCUGUACUUCCUGUGAGAAACGAGGCUGUGCUCAGAUUUGUCCAAAUGGAGAGAUGCGUACUGGAAAAGGCAAAAGAUUAAUUCUGGCCGACACUGCAGAACUUCAUCAACGUAUAUCAAUACUCGAAGUUGCUCUUGCUCAAGCACAUGCUAAAAGCAGUUCCACGCCUCACCCUCUUCUUGAAUCUCCAUAUCUGUUUUCACCGCGCGAGAACAACGGUAGACCAUAUCCUCGACCAUCCAUAAAAGAGGAAGUGAGACUUCCUGCUGGAGAAGACGAUCUUGUACAGGGAGCAUUUGGCACUCUGACUAUCGGAGAGGAGGGACAAGCAAAAUUCGUGGGGAGUUUCGCAGGUAGCGAGUAUCUGAGGGAAGGUGAAGAAUCGGAUGGAGAAGGAAGUCCCAUCGCUACCUCCAACGUACAGCUUCGAGGAUCGACCAACACCCAUGGUCCACCUCUUGUAACGCCCCCUGCCACCGCUGCGGGUGAGUGGAAUCAAGGUCAUCAAACCCAAAAUGCUUAUCAGAACGACGGAUUGGGACUAUACGCUUCCCUUUUCGCGGGUGGAGAUAUACAGUCCGAUUUAGAAAAGCUGCGCGCAGAGUUGCCAGAUUAUGAUCUGGAAGGAAGAAGUUUGGUGGAGAGUUAUUGGGAGAAUGUCAAUUGGCAAUACCAACCUAUACCUCGAGCUAUGUUCGAGAAUGAUCACGUUAUGAACGCCUAUGACACAGAAGCAUCGCCGAACGCUCAUAAGAUAGCGUGUGUAUUCCUUGUCAUGGCUUUAGGGGCAAUGUUCGAUUUGAAUAGACCACCUUUCCAUCAUCGAGGGGAACAGCUUUUCCGUAUUGGAAGGACGUGUAUCAGCAUAGUCGGUCUGGAGAACUCCAGCCCAGCAACUGUCCAAGCUUUACAUCUUAUGGGGACGUAUAUCCUAAACGAUAAACGUGGCAAUGGCGCCGAAGUCUUCUGGCCUAUACUUGGAACCGCAGUCAAAGUAGCACAGAGUCUUGGACUUCAUAGAGAUGGAUCACACUUUGGUCUUUCGCCGUAUGAGAUUGAGGAGAGACGUCAAGUCUGGUGGGAGGUAGUGACGUAUGAUAGGUUACAGGCCCUCUGUUUUGGACGACCAUGUGCUACAAGUGACAAAUAUGCGGACACUAAGAUACCGGAGAACACGGAGCUAAUAGGUGAUGAGAGUGGUUUUCAUCGUGCUAAAUACACUCUGAUCACGAUGAUGGAACGAGUGAUAGAUGUGCAAGCACAAGCAAACGCGGUGUCAUACAGCGCAGUCAUGCAGCUUGACUCUGAGCUGAGGGAGUUCAAGAAGAAUCUUCCUGAACACCUCCUACCCAAUGUCGCUAUACAAGAUUUGCCGUUAGAUCGCAGUGUUGAACCUCAUCUCGUUAUACAUCGCCUGGGUAUUCGAUUACAAGUCGCACAGAUGCGCUUGCUCCUCAAUCGCCCCCUUUUCGCUCGAGCUCUCAAAGAUAAUCCAGAAGAUCCUUCUCGAUGGAAACUUGGUCCUAGCUUCAUUGCUCUAUUCGAGAGCGCUCAAGAGAUAGUCCAGCUAGUCAAGACUUUGGUGAUCUAUCACCCGUCCUUAGUGGCGAGAUGGUGGUUCUUCUGGUUUCAUGCAUUUUCCAGCGCUGUCUGUCUAUCGGCAAUUGUCAUCCGUGCUCCGACAUGCGCCUUUGCUAGUCCAUCUUUCCAUGGCAUGUCCAUUGUAUGUGACAUCUCUGCAGCUGCUCGCGAAGGUUGUCGAGCAAAGAAAGGUCUCCCAAUACUACUUCGACUGCGUAAACGCGCCCAUGAAGCUCUAGUAGCAGCAACCAAGUCGAAGGAUAAAGAUACAACCGAAGCUUCCGGUGAGGAAGAUGAUCUCAGUCACUUGGUUGGUUCAGCCAAAUUGAGAAGAGUUCAAGCUCCUUUGCAUAAGCGGACAAUAUCGAGUCCAGGAACCGGUACUCAAGGUCUUGUUGGGGAAACCACUCCUUCACCUCAAUCGAAUACAUCAGUGGCUACUUCUGCGACAUUAGCUGAACCGGGUAUAUACGAUGGAAUCGUACCUCCUUUCCCUAGUGAUAUGAACGUGACAUCGUACUCGCUGAACCAACAAUCACUUCAGACGCCCGCUACUUGGAUAUCCGAUGAUUCGAUGAACCAAUAUAUCAAUUCAAGUGUUAGUCCUCCAAUCGCAAUGUCAAGUUUUCAAUCUGUAAACGCAAAUAUAAGUGGGACUACUUCUCAGAACCCAUAUAACCAAGGACAAAACCAGUCUCCAACUAUGGUGUACCUGAAUCAACACGGUUACAAUGGAAAUGGUGGAAAUGAACCAAGAUCAGAUUUCGUGGAUAUGGAUAUGUCAAUGGCAUUGGGAAUGGGAUUGGGCGUUCCAUUGAAUAACGGUGCAGGGACGAACAUAGAUAAUGGAAGGUCUGACCAGAAUCAAAGUUUCUCUGGAGCAGGAGUAUAUCAUAACGACAAUGACUCGAAUGGAAAUUUGCAAAAUAAUGGGAAUAUAAUGUUUAAUCCCGAGGGUGAGAUGUUUGGAUUUAAUUUUGAAGAAUUUGUCAAUCAGAUGGGAGGCGGUUAA